AUUUUCUAUUGAUGUGGGUAGAAAAAAAGAUAGCAAAAUGUGAAAAAUAGAGCCUCCGUUGUAAGGAGACAUCCUAAGAGAGAGCCAGGACUUAAGUGAUCCUAUCUGCUCGCAGGCCUCCCCUGCUCAAAAAUACCAGUUUUUGUGGCAUAAAAUCUAAACUACACAUCUUUGCAUUACAAACAUCACAGGCCCUGCAAAGAGGGCAGAAGAAGGUACAGAAAGAAAAAGGAAAUUAGAGAUGCUGCAAGGCCCAGGUCCAGCCUGGCACCCCUCCCACCCAGCUCAUCUUGCAGAUCUGUGGCCUCUGUUCCUCUCUCUAAACCCACAGGACAUUAUGGACCCCCGGGGGCCAGGCCCCCAGCCUUUCCAGCGGCCUGAGAAAUCUGGUCGUGUCCGUCGUCGGAAGACAAGGCGGGAGCGUAACGAGGCCCUGAUGGGCAGCCGCCGGCCAUUGACCCAUCAGGAUCCUCCUGUGACCAGUCAGGAUCCACCUGUGGCCCCUACCGUUCCCAAGGUCGUGGUCAUAACGCAGGGCCGGCUGAGCCGGGAGCACCGGGGUCUCUUUAAUCAUGAGGUGAAAUCUCUGGAUGUGGCACGGCUGCUUAGCAGUGGGUCCCUGGAGCCCGGCACCCCUUCACUCCCCACCAAACGCUUCUCAAGCCCAAGCUGGGCCCAAGAACCAGCUCCCCAGUCAAGGGGCAAGGAGAACCAGGUGCCUAGAGGCUCAGGCCCAGGCCCACCCAGUCCCCCAGAGCUCCCUGGCUUGGGGCAGCUGCUGGAGGAGCUGCAGUGCCAGUUGAUUCUGCCACAGGCCUUCCCCAGGAGGAACCUAGUGCAGGAGGCCAGGGAUGCCAUCGUGGGCACUUUACAGGCCUGUCAUGGCUGCGUGCCUGACCUUACCCUGGUGCUCCGUGACUGCCAGCCACCCUUACCAGGGACCAAGCCUGGGGGCCCUGAAAGGCGAAGGAUGACACCCUCCUGGAUCAACAGCCCGGAGCAGGCCCCAGGGGAGAGGAGGCAGAGGAGGCAACAGAGGACAAAGGAGCUCACUUUCUCCAUGCCUCACACCUCCAGCACUCCCCUGGUGCACAGGGUGAGCCUGGCGCCACCAAAAGGUCCCUGGCCACCGCCUUUGUCCUUGUUGCCUUCGCCAUCUGGGGCAGCCUGGGGCCCCCCAACAGCCUUUGACCUACUGAAAAGCAUCUGGCUGGUUGCCACACCUCCCCCUCCCCGGCCCUGGGGGGUCGGCCCACAACAACCCCUGCCUCAGCCACCAUCACCCUUGUUGCCCCGAACUUCUGCCCUGGAUUGGAGCCCCAGCCCUCCUGCCCCACUGCCCAGCCUCUCCUGGGUGGUGGCCCAGAGCAGCCCAGAGGCCUGGUCCUUUCCACCUAUGAGACUGUACUGAGGGGACUGAGUCUGGGCUAGGGGCAGGAAACCCGCACUCCUGAUCACUUCAAUAAAGUACCUUCUUCAUGGUC
Molecule: messenger RNA, 1484 nt
Organism: Felis catus (domestic cat)
Lineage: Eukaryota; Metazoa; Chordata; Mammalia; Carnivora; Felidae
Gene: PRR19
Product: proline rich 19
Exons: 3
Coding region: 242-1411 (389 amino acids)
Source: RefSeq, a predicted model, not a curated record